Microplitis demolitor is the source of this 4317-nucleotide messenger RNA. RefSeq names its product melanotransferrin (gene Tsf2). The transcript has 4 exons. Lineage: Eukaryota; Metazoa; Arthropoda; Insecta; Hymenoptera; Braconidae. Gene Ontology annotation, cellular component: plasma membrane; recycling endosome; early endosome. The record is from RefSeq and is a predicted model, not a curated record. The coding region runs from base 207 to 2822 and encodes 871 amino acids. Gene Ontology annotation, biological process: iron ion transport.
UUUAAAUAAUUUGAAAGAAGGAGAAGGGACAACGCCCGUUGACGAGUCACCAAAAAAUGUGUAGUGUUUGUUUAAUCAUCAACGGGUGUUGUUUCAUUAUAAUGAACUAUAACUAUACUUUGUAAUUUGAAUAUUACAUAUUUUUUAUAUUUAAUUAUUAAUUUAUCUAUAUUUAAGAAAUUUAUAAUUCUUACUCGAGUAUCAAAAUGAAAGUUAUUAUUUUAUUUUUUUUUUUAACAAUCACACGAGGUCAAUAUCUCAACAAUUAUGAUUCCAAGAACAAAAACAAUCAAAAUUACAACUAUAACACGAAUUCAAAUAAUUUUGACAACUUUUACCCCAACCUCGAUCCCUCAGUACUAAGCCCUAACCGAUCUGUCAACGCUGUCAACACUGGCGUCAAUCGAAAUAAUACUUUGGUUUUCUGUACAACUUCUAAAGCAGAAUUUGCAAAAUGCAACGCCUUCUCUGUGGCAGUUGAUCGAGAAAUCGGUCAAUUCGGCCGUCACUACGUUGCGGUAAGCUGUUAUGCAGCCUCCAAGAAAGAAGAAUGCAUGACUCUCUUGGACUAUGAGACCGUACACUUGACAACAUUGGACGCUGGAGAAGUGUUCAUCGCUGGUCGCUACCACAGUUUAGUCCCAAUAAUGCAGGAAGUAGAUCUGAACCGUCUUCAGAUCCAAUAUGCAGUCGCAGUGAUCAAGAAAGGGUCUUUAAGCGACGUGUCAUCCCUGCAUGAUCUUCGAGGGAAAAAGGCCUGCUUUGCUGGAACCGAAACUCUAGCCGGUUGGAUAAUUCCUCUUCACACGUUAAUGAAGCACGGUGGUCUAGAAGUAAUCGACUGCAACAAUCACGUCAAAUCGACGAUAAACUAUUUCGGACCUUCAUGCGCAGUCAACUCCCUGGUCGACCGCUACAAUCCAUUGGGUGACAAUUCCGACCAACUCUGCAAGCUGUGUAUUGGAGAAAUUCCUGGAGGAAGAUGUACCAACGCAGAUCCUUAUGCUGGGUACGAAGGAGCCUUCAGAUGUUUGAUCGAAGCUGGUGAAAUAGCUUUCUUAUUGCACUCUACUAUUGACGAAGUUUUGACUUCAAAUUUUAAUUACAACUCCGUAAAAAAGUCUGACUUCGAACUCCUCUGUCCGGAUGGCAGCCGCUCGGAUAUUGAUAAUUAUCGGAACUGUCACUGGGACCAGGUUCCAACACGUGCAAUCGUGGUCUCCAGUGCCCUAAAACUAGAAACCAGGCGAUUAUACCAGAAGUUCUUUGAAAAAGCUGCUAAAUUAUUCAGCAAGGGCUUUGUUGCCAAUGCAACCCGAGCUGGAGAUAACUUAUCCAAUAGAAAUGAUCGAUUUGAUAACCGGUUCAAUAUCAAUAAUUACAAUAACGAAGGAUAUGGUGUGUUUGGAAAUGAAACAAACCGAGGAUUCCGUGACGAGAAUAGAGAGCAAGUGAAUUCAAAUUCAAAUUAUGAUGCCAAUAGUAAUAGCAACUGGGACGACCCUUUGGCGGUCAGGCCGUUGGAGGUCUUCGAUUUAUUCGAAAGCGCUCCUAAAUUUGGUAAUACUCAUAAUCUAUUAUUCUCAGAUAGUGCAAGAGAUUUUAUAUCACUACCUGAAAAGGACCAGACUUAUGCGUCUUAUUUGGGAAAGAAAUCAGAAGACGCUAUUUUGGGAGUGAGGAGCUGCCCGAUCGAGAGGAUGAAACUUUGUGUCACUUCAAAGCCUGAAAUUGAUAAGUGCGUUAAGAUGAAGGUUGCAAUGAAGGCACAAUUGUUGAAACCCGAGCUUGACUGCGUUCUUCAACACAGUCAGAUCAAAUGCAUGCAAGCUAUUGAGAAUGGCAUUGCAGAUGUUGCGGUUCUUGAUGCCGGGGAUGUCUACACAGCCGGCUUGAUGUACAAUUUAGUGCCUUUUAUGUCCGAAGUCUACAACUUACCAACCCCCGAGUACUACGUGGUCGCUGUGGCCAAAGAAAAUGAUCCGAGCACAGAUAUAACUUACUUGAAAAACAAAUAUACCUGCCACACGGGAAUCAACACUGCGGCUGGUUGGAUCUAUCCCUUAGCCUAUAUGAUCUCCAACCAAUGGAUCCGUGGUUACGGAUGCGAUUCAAUACGUGCAGCCGCUGAGUACUUCACCAAGUCUUGCGUUCCUGGUGCUUUGAGUACAGAGUACAAUAUCGGAGUGCCUUACGACAACAUGUGUGAUCUCUGUCAUGGACUGAGUUCCCAUUACUGUCGUCGUGACGCAACUGAAGACUACUUUGGUCACACCGGUGCUCUUCGGUGUCUAGUAGAAGGUGGUGGAGAAGUUGCAUUCGUAAAACAUACCACAGUCUUCGAGAAUACCGAUGGCAAACGCAAGGAGUUCUGGGCCCGAAACACCUUUACAAAGGACUUUGAACUCCUCUGCCCAGAUGGAACGCGAAAGUCAACGUUGGAGUAUGAGACCUGUAAUCUGGGCAAGGUUAAAUCCAACGCCAUCGUUGCACGUGGUGGAGAGUAUGGCUUCAAUCAUACCGAGAUUAAUGCAUACAUAAAUCUGUUCGUAUACGCCCAGCAGUUCUACGGACGGAAAGAAGCUGAUGAGUUCAGCUUCAGCAUGUUCUCCAGCAUUCCGCCCUACACAGAUCUUAUAUUCCAAGAUGCCACGCAGCAGUUAGUUAUUAUUCCCAGUGAAAUGAGAGAGUUCAGUAGAUAUUUGGGACCAGAUUUCAUGCGUGCUAGAAGAAUUGUCGACUGUGCCGCCGGUGCCAGUACCAUUGAGUACUCGAUACUCGCUUUAUUGAGCGUUGGAGUAGCUUUACUUCUUAGUAGAUAGACUUUUUAGUGUUCGAAGGGGUAGGUAAAGAGAAGUCAAGCUGUUGGCAAAAAUAUUUUAAGGUUAAACCUAUUUUUACAUUUUGCCUACACAGAGAAAAAAUUAUAGUAACUGUUCCUAGUACGUUUAUGAAAUAUCAUCCCAUACCGUUAUGGUAAUGAUUACUUGGGAUUAUGGGAUAUAGACCCAUACUUUCUGGGAAAGUUUCUAUAAGUAUGGGAACAAUUCCUAUCAUUAUGGUAAUAGUUCCCAUAUCGCAUGUGAAAGAACCAUGGUAAUGAUUACCAUACUCAUAGAAAUAGUUCCCAUAAGCAAAUAGGAACCAGUCCUAUAACCACAUUGUAACGGUUCCUAAGCGUAUAUGGUAAUGGUUACCAUAAUAUUAUGGUAAUGGUUACCAUAAUAUUAUGGUAAUUGUUCCUGUAAUAUUAUGGUAACCAUUCCCAUAAUAUUAUGGUAACUAUUCCCAUAAUAUUACGGUAACGAAUACCAUAAUAUUAUAGUAACCAUUACCAUAGGUACAUAGUAACGAUUACCAUAAUUCCAUAGGAACUAUUCCGAUACCAUAUGGCAAUUAUACCCAUAAUUAUAGGAAUGAUUACCAUAAUAUAUAUGGGUGCGGUUCCUAUAAUCAACAUUUCAAAAAAACCGGUUACCAUGCAGUAUGGGAAUCAUUCCCAUAAUAUUAUGGUAACUAUUUCCAUAAUAUUAUGGUAACGAUUACCAUCAUAUGAUAGUAACCAUUACCAUGCAGUAUGGGAAUCAUUCCCAUAAUAUUAUGGUAACUAUUUCCAUAAUAUUAUGGUAACGAUUACCAUCAUAUGAUAGUAACCAUUACCAUGCAGUAUGUGAAUCAUUCCCAUAAUAUAUUGUAACUGUUACCAUAACUUUCUCUCCGUGUAGAUGCUGACAUUGACUUCUAGUUCAGUUUUCGCGGAAACUAUUUCGGAUAGAUAUUUCGAUUAGAUUCCGAAAAAACCGAAUUACUUUACUCUUAUUCUUUAGAAUACUGCACCAGAAGUUAGAAAACAAUCCGUCCCCGAAAAAUUUUUAUAGAUAUAUUAUAAGAUUUUUUUAUAACCUUCUUUUAAUUCUAAGACUCGUCCAUGUAAAUAAUAAAAGUACAAGUAGUAUAGAAAACGUACAACGUAAGUGGGGUAAAAUGAGCCAUAGAAAUUUUUAUAAGUUUUAUCGAUGUUACGAAAUAUUUUUUUAAAAAUGAAAAGAUGAUUUUUUAUUAAUUUUUAAUACCUGUGGUCUUUAUUUUACCUCAUUUUAGUUUAUAUUAUUAUGAUUUUACACUAAUUUUAUACUCUUUAAACUAAGAGCCAAAAAAUUUCAAUCCGUCCAUUGAAAAAAAUUUUUUACUAAUUUAAAUAUAAACUUUUAUGAUUAUUACUAUUUAAAAUACUGUUUAUGAAACAGUGCGAUUAAUUAUCAUUAAUUUUAGAUAAAAUAUACAAAAGUAUUUAUAAAUGAUGAACAAAUGUACUCA